Thunnus maccoyii (southern bluefin tuna) is the source of this 8673-nucleotide messenger RNA. It is a transcript of the gene phf21ab, whose product is annotated as PHD finger protein 21Ab. Gene Ontology annotation, cellular component: histone deacetylase complex. NCBI's taxonomy places the organism in Eukaryota, Metazoa, Chordata, Actinopteri, Scombriformes, Scombridae. Gene Ontology annotation, biological process: negative regulation of transcription by RNA polymerase II. The coding region runs from base 70 to 2622 and encodes 850 amino acids. The record is from RefSeq and is a predicted model, not a curated record. Gene Ontology annotation, molecular function: chromatin binding. The transcript is spliced from 20 exons.
CUCAUUUCUUUCUUUCUCUGGCAGCACAGAGGGGUGGAGUCCAGUCCCACAGCCAGGUGCGGCACUUUAAUGCUUCAGUUGGAUGGUUUUCCUACUGGAGACGGUGUUCAGGCUGAUCGAUCGGCUGGCAGACUGACUGGAUCCAUGAUGGAAUUACAGACGUUACAGGAGGCUCUGAAGGUGGAGAUCCAGAUCCAUCAGAAACUGGUUGCCCAGAUGAAGCAGGACCCUCAGAACGCAGAUCUGAAGAAACAACUCCACGAACUUCAAGCCAAGAUCACAGCACUCAGUGAGAAGCAGAAAAAGGUGGUGGAGCAGUUGAGGAAGGAGCUGUUGGUGAAGCAGGAGCCGGAGGCCAAACUGCAGCUGCAGGUCCAAACUCCUCCUGUAGGCGGCGACAUCAAGUCAGCCAACCUGCUGCAGAGCCAGCAGAUACCUGGAGGCCUGCAGCAGACGCUGACGGUCACGCCGGUCCUCACCACGAAGACUCUACCUCUGGUGCUGAAAGCUGCCGCCACGCCCGCCCUGCCCGGCUCAGUCCUGCCACAACGCCCGCCCACUGUUGCUAUGGUAACCACAGCUAUCACCAAACCCGACUCGCAGAACGCCCCCAUUAACCUGCAGGUGGCCAGCAAGCUGACCGGUCAGGGCUCGGAGCCCGUGCGGCUGGUAUCCAAGAACGCCAUGGUGGUGCAGGCCACCACCACCACCACCACCGCCCAGCCAAUCAAAGUUCCUCAGUUUGUCCCUCCUCCUAGACUGACGCCUCGACCCACCUUUCAGCCACAGGUCAGGCCCAAACCGGCCACACCCACCAACAUCCCCAUCGCCCCGGCCCCUCCCCCGCCCAUGAUGGCGGCCCCCCAGCUGCUGCAGAGACCCGUCAUGUUAGCCACCAAGCUGUCGUCCCCGCUGCCGUCGGCAGCACCCAUCCACCAGGUCCGCAUCGUUAACGGACAGCCCUGCGGUAAGACCGGCUCCACUCCACUGACGGGCAUCGUCAUCACCACGCCGGUCUCUGCCACCGCCGCCCGCCUCGCCAGCCCCGCCCAGGCCCCUAACCCCGCCCCCGUCCCCGUCCCUACCCCGACUCCUGCCCAGCCGAUCCAGAUCAGCAGCCUGACCGCGGACCCCAAGACUGUUAAAUCAGGAGGUGGAGCAGAGCAGAAGAUUGUUGUGAGCCUCCCCUCUUCCUCCACUCCUCCGCUGUCUCCUGCUCCUCGACCCAAGAAGGAGGAGAACCCAGAGAAACUGGCCUUCAUGGUGUCUCUGGGGCUCGUAACACACGACCACCUGGAAGAGAUUCAGAGCAAACGGCAGGAGAGGAAGAGGAGAACGACGGCUAACCCGGUGUACAGCGGCGCCGUGUUUGAACCCGAGAGGAAAAAGAGUGCAGUGAGUUACCUGAACAGCCCUCUGCACCAGGGGACCAGGAAGAGAGGUCGCCCACCCAAAUACAGCAGCGUCCCGGAGCUGGGCAGCCUCACCCCGACCUCCCCCUCCAGCCCCGUCCGCCCCCUCCCCCUGCCCAGCCCCAGCUCUGGGGAUGGAGACAUCCAUGAGGAUUUCUGCACUGUGUGCAGACGCAGUGGCCAGUUGCUCAUGUGCGACACGUGUUCUCGUGUUUAUCACCUGGACUGCCUGGAUCCACCCCUGAAAACCAUUCCUAAAGGCAUGUGGAUCUGUCCAAAAUGUCAAGAUCAGAUCCUGAAGAAAGAAGAAGCCAUUCCCUGGCCCGGCACGCUGGCUAUUGUUCAUUCCUACAUCGCUUACAAAGAAGCUAAAGAAGAGGAGAAACAGAAGCUGAUGAAGUGGAGUUCUGAACUGAAACUGGAGCGAGAGCAACUGGAACAGAGAGUCAAACAGCUCAGUAACUCCAUCACAAAAUGCAUGGAGACCAAAAACAGCAUCCUGGCUCGUCAGAAAGAGAUGCAACUUUCUCUGGACAAAGUCAAACACUUGAUUCGCCUCAUCCAAGCCUUCAACUUCAACCAAGCUCUGGCAGAGACAGAAGGUAAAGACGUCAGCGUCAGAGUCCAGGACAGUGCUGAAGGUGCGGUCCGCUCUGAAGCUGCACCAGAAACCAACUCUGUAGAGAAAGUGAAGGCUGGGAGCUCCUCAGCCAGCAGCAACACCGAUGGAACCAACAAACCAGAGGAGCAUUCAGCCGCAGGGAGCAACCAGACAAACCAGGCAGCAGCAGGAGACGCCGCCGGACAGGCCGUCCUAGAAGACAGCGGUGUCCUAACAGCAGAUAGCAGCCCUGGGGGAGGGGCAGGGGGGGCAGGAGGGGCCGGGGGUAAGGCCGGGCCAGGGCCUGAGACUGAGGCAGCUCCGGUGGUGGACAUUCCCACUCCCGCAGUGGUUGCAACUGUAGCCACCACCAACGGUACGGCCGAGCCAACCUGCCCUGACCGCAGCCUCGCAGGGGGCUGCGCCACCAACGCCAACACCAACUCUGAGAACAAGAUGGCUGCCGUCAACCCUCCAGAGACAGGGGUGGAGAAGAAACAGGAGGAGAUCACUGACAGUGACGGCAGCAACACCAACAACAGCAAAACCUCAGAACCCUCCCAGCAUUCUUUGCCAGCUCUCGUCAGCAGUUUGGACAAUAAAAAGUAAUGCUAUGUCUCUUGAGUUGCGGGAAUUCAAACAUAUAUAUAAAAAAAAGACUUUUGCUUGCACCGUAUGGUGCCCUGAAGUUGCCAAUCUGUAUAAAUGUUGUUUGUUUGCAUUGUAUUGUCAGACUGUGUCAAUGGUAGAUAUACAGCCCAAGUCACAUGACUCUGGGAAGACGUAGGCUGUUCGGCCCACAGAGCUGGGGAACAGGAAGGCUUACGCACCAGUGUCAUCAUGCCAAUUAGUGAUAGACGUCAGUGGUGGGAAUGCUCAAAGGGAGAUUUAAUUCAUCAUCACACCAGUGUGUGCCUGUUCUAGUGGCCCCGUGUUCUCUUGUGGGGGGGUGGGGGGGUGUUCACAUGGGUACGGAGAUAACCGAGAACAUGGAACCAGACAUCUGUCAGGGGUUACUGGUCUAAAAAGCAGUGUUGUGAUAGAGUGUGCGUGCUGAAAAGAGAACCUGUUCAUCCCCUCGUCCCAACGAACUUAAUGUGAACAACCUUUAACUUCUGCAACCCCACGACCCCGAUCUCCUCCAAACCUUUCCUAACGCUCCCCCAUCAACUAACAACCCCUACACUCCCAAUCUUAAACCAGCCUCCCUAACUUCCCUGUCAACCAACAACUUAACUGUCUACAGUCAACAAAAAACAACCUUUCCUGUUGACCCAGAACAUCAACCUCCUCCUAAUGACUAAACCCAAACUUACCUUCCCCGGUCCUCCAACAUUUCAAUGUGACCUCCUUCUUAAAUCCAAAAGAGUUCAGCAUGCUUCAAACAAACCGUCUCUCCUCGAAGACGCACCAAACGCCAGAGAAAGAAACUGAAACCAUAGCUAGUUUCUCACCUGCACACACCUGGCAAAUCACUGCACAAAGUGAUUGUUGGAUUGAUAUUUUGUUAGACACAGUUCCUCCAGUUCCAUCUUUGGAAAGGUGUGAUGGGAGAGUUUGUUACGCCCGUGUUCAACAAUCGGACAACCACUUUGCAUUUUAACCACCGUCCCUAACUUCCCCAUUAACAACUUUUACAGUCCUGUCAACCAGCAACAGCAGUAACCUUCCCAUAGUAACCUGAGCUUACCUUUGUCAUAUGAGGAGACGCUCACACCUUCACACUUCUGGCCAAUUGCUGUAUGAAUGUUGGAUAGUUGGUUAGUUUCAGAAAAAUGUUACACAAACUGUCGGACCUGCCCGCUUGCAGUUGUGACGUCAGAAAAGUUUCACAGUAUGUUCCAGACACUGUUUGACGAUGUUUGGAGAAUCUUAAUUCCUUUAAACUAACUUUCCCAUCGAUCAAUGAUCUAAAUUGUCUUCAUUCAACAACAAAACAUAACUUCUCCUGUCAACCAAUAGCAGUAGCCUUCCCCUGGUGACUACGUGCACCUGCGGUCCAACUUACCUUCGCUGUUGAACCCCAGCAGCCUAAAUGAACAACUCUAACCCAGUGAACUAUGAUUCCCCUCUGUCCCAGUUGAUCAAUAAUCGCAACAUUCCUCAAGCAACCAACAAUCCCAGUUUACCUCCCCUGGCCCUUCAAAUUAACUAGUUUGCACAAACAUGACACCUUCUCACACCUGGCCAAUCACUGUGUGAUUGUUGAUUUUGGAAAGAAAAUGUACAGCUGCAGCCCCCCUUCAGUUGUGACGUCAGAAAGGUUUCAGGAGAGGAUGUUUCAGACACUGUUUGGUGAUCCGAUGGGCGGUUUGUUUGAAGCAUUCUGACACCUUUAAACUAACUUCCCCAUCAACUGAUGACUAAAAACACACAGCCUCCCUAUGGACCAAUAAUAGGAACCUUCUCAUAAGGACUAAAACCUGAACUCCUGGAUGGGGAGGGGGGGGGGGGUUUCAGACACUGCAACGAUUCAACGAGUACUUUGUUUGAAGUGAUGUCUUUAACUUUCCCGUCAACCAAUGACUGAAAUCAUCCUCAUGCGACAACAAAAUACAAUGUCCCCUUUUGACCAAUAGCAGUACGCUUCCCUAAAACGCAAACUUACCAUCCCCAGUACAACCCAACUUACCCUCCCAGUCGAACCCUUUACAACAAAUUCACUGACGACCCCCUUUUCCCAGUCGCCCAACGACUGUAUUGCCCCCCACCACCCAACAGUCCCAGUUACCCUCCCCUCCCCCGUGUCUUCCCCACUUGUUUCCCUGAGCUCAGGCAGAAAAGACGCUGAGCGUCGUGUUCAGCAGGUACGAAGGACGAGGUGGAACAGGCGCGGUAGCCUAACAGAUGUUUUCAGUGGUGUCGGUCAAGUGUAGUGAUUGAGUUUUCAUUCGUGAGUCAAGUGUGUCAACUGUGAGCACUAAAUGUGAAAUUGCAAUAUUGCAAUGUCAACACACAAAAACUAUAUCUGGGCUGUGUUUCUUUUUUAUAGGAAAAGAUAUUCAGGUCUUCCUAGUCUUCAGAAUAAGUGCUUUCUGUUCCUGAACCUGCUGGACUGACAUUAUCAACACAAAAAGGAAUCCUCUUUUUGAAGUGGUGAUCUUUGCAUUAUGUACAUUUCUGUUGAAUCCUGAACUGCCAAAAUGAUGUUGUAUCCAAAUUCAGCAGGGACAAGUCCACUUACUGUAUUGAAAGAUCAAAUCAUUGGCGUUGUAAGAUAUAGAUGCUACCAUUUCAGAAAUUGGAAGUCCCCAGAUAGAGACAGGAGAGCUUAUUAAACAAUAACAUGGAAGGAACUUUUUCUGUCCUUGAAAUGGAAGGAUUUGUUGUGUAAACCUGCUCCUUCACAAGGAUCUCAAAGGAAGAUACCACAAAUCCUGAGAUUAAAGCACAAGCUUGCUGCAUUACAAAGAAGUGCUGAAGAGCUUUUUGUAUGUUAAUAUGGAAUUAAAACAGAGUAUGCAUCUCUUUGUUGUGAUGUGACUUAUCCCCACAUUGCCAAUAUUUUUCUAGGAGGAAAUAGAAACCUCUGUCUGACAUUAAGGCUCAAGUCUAGUUCAUAUUUUGGGGAGUUGUGUCCUUCAUCCCCUCACAGUGAGACUAGCGCAUCUCUUUUCUCUCUGGAGCAUGUCUGGGCUGAAAUGUGAUGCUGUUAUUCGUCGGCUUGGUGGCUGUCAGUUCAGGUCCGUCUGUGUCUGGUGAACUGAUCAUGACUCCUGGCUUCUUGUUGGGUACGGGGCAUUAACAAACUCUGGUCUGUUCAUUAACAGUGCCUCUGGUUGUGCUGGAAUUUUAUUUUUGUUUGUUUCUUUUUGCUAUAUUGGAGCAUUUUUGCUUAAAUUUUAGUCGUCCAAAAACAUAUUCACCCCUGAGUAGAUCCAAAGGUGUUCAAGGUUCAUCUCUUCAGACCUUUUAUUGUAGAUCUCAAAAUGCUUUUAUUAUCUUUUAUCUGUUUCAUUGAUGAGGAAAUUCUAGAUAUUCCUGGGCCAAGGUUAAACCCUCAACUAAGAAGAUAAUUGUUAUUUUUAUUGUUAUAGUUCUGCGUCUGUCUAUGAUGAUGUACAUACUUGCGGGGGUGAAUAAGUUGCUGUGCGACUAUAAAAUAAGCUGUUACAGGUGUCUUUUUUCAUAUCAUGUGGACUCUUGUAACUGAAUCAGCAUAUCUGACAUCUAACACCUGAUAUUCUGUCAUCAGCUGUACAAACUGCCUUCAUUCAGAAGAUCCCAGAAAAAGGAAGCAGAGGAAAAUCUCUGUAACGUUUCCACAUGUUUGGCCACAGUGUUGUCUGAUAAAUGUGAUUUGUGUCUAAUGAAGCCAUUUGAACAUGGAAGGAAAAGACUGACAGAGAUUUAAUGCUUAAAAGAAAAUGGCAACUAAUAUGUCCCAACUCCUUUUGAAUUCCUUUUUGUUGUGUGUUUUGUUCUUUGUCGGCUUACUCGGGUGGAUGUUGACUUCUUCUUCUUCUUCUGUUAGACUGUGUUCAUCAUGGAUAGAGCAGAGUAGUCAUCCGGUCUCUUCACUCGACAAGUUUCUUUGAAAGAGCCCGAACUUGUGUUCCAGACAAACUGGACCUUUCCCUCUGUACAGUAGGUACCUCGAGUGCCUUUCUUCAAACAGCAGAUAAUAUUUGUCUCUUGACUUGCACUGUGACUUGUAGAACCUUACAAACCCUCCAGAUAAUCCUCCCGCCGACCCGCCCUCCUCUGGUCUGUCCCGUCCCACCAAACUCCCUGACACUCCGGCGAACCUGAACGGAGCACCGACCCAGUCCUUCACCUCAGGCUGCCAGUAGUCAAUGCAAGCUGAAACUACAGUUCAUGUUAUGCCGUUUAAAUCGACCAGAUAGUGUUUUGUUGGUGUUUUAAUAGGAGUUGCCUUAAAUGUGUUUUAUUUUCCUUUUUACGUGAUUAACUUCAGUUUUUUUCUUAACAUUUGAAGAAGAAAAAAAAUCCCUGCAGACGCUGGCGAACGUCGGAGGAAGUCAUUGGUUGUUGUGGUCCAUAAAAUGCUCCAAAGAGAGAUUGUUGAUGGUGAGAUCUCGCUCGGUGAGACAGCCAGUUGUUUUGUGAUGCACUUUUGGUUUGACCAGUGUUAUUAUCAGAGUUUAAAAAAAUGGAUCCGUCGGCAACACGAAUCGCAGUCAUGAGUCUCGCUCCAGAUUCGAGUUUCUCGAGGUAUUUUACGGACAUUUGGUCCGCCGUCGGGGACGCCGCCGGUCGGACUCUGGAGCUCUUUUUUCUUUUCCUUUCAAAUCCUUCAUCAUUCCCUCUGUGCUGUGUGGUUCUUCUUCUGUUUGGGAGGAGGGAUGAGUUUGCUAAAUCAGGUCAUGUGAGCCGGAGCCUGUGUGCAUUUGGAAUGAACAAACUAACCUGCACCCUGACGGGCAGACUUAGACCCAAUUAGCAACAUCUGUCCACUCAGUCCAGUGGAAAGCAUGCCUUCUUAUGCAAAUUUUUAUACAAGAUUUGUCGAACCUUUUUAAUAUGCAUUUGCUUUAGUUUUUUAAGUUUUUAUGUGAAAUUCAAGUCACCUUUUUUCCUUUGAACGUUCUGGCAUCGGGAUGCCGAAAGUGUGCAGUUUAGGUGUUAGAACAGAGCGGUAUCCUCGUUACAACGCCAACAUUUCUUCCUGACAUGUUUUCAUGGACGGAGCUGGGAAGCUUUCGGCUCCGCAGUUUAGAUUUUUAAUUUGACCUCGGCUAAUGCACCAUGCUGAAUGUUGGUUUGGGGGGGAGCUCGAUCAAGUCUUAAUGUCUAAAUUUUGUCAUGUCCUCUUUAAGAGAAAAGGUUUCUAUAUAGUCAAAAGCUCUAAAAGUGAAUUUAUCCAAAGAACUUUGCAAACGUGCAUUUCUGUUUGGAAGCCUUUUAUGUAGUUGAUGCAUAUCAUCAUUCGGAUUAAUUUUUCAGCGUCAGCAUCGUGUGCAUUCACCAAGCGGGAAGAGGACCAUUAGUCGGCAGCUGAGAGCUGUUCAGUUUGUAUCCGAGGAAGUAAAAAGUCUUAUAUGCAUAAAAAAAAAACAAACGUUGAUCCCUGUGGCGGAUUUUUCUGGAAGCAUCUGUACAGUAGUUCACUCUCUUCAGUUUCAAAACGAUCAAGUCAUGAUUGUGGCCUUCUAGUAUUGUCGAAACAUGACAUCAGUCCGUUGUUAACGCUCACCAUCCAUCCUGUCCGGACCCAACUGCUCACCUGAAGCUUCUUACCUCAUCCACAGCUAAUUCCAUCGGGGGUGUGUUGAGUGCAAAAAAAAAAAAAACAUAAAUAAAUAAAUAAAAGAAGUCUUUUUUUAUCUUCCAUUUGGUGAGAUGCAUUGUAGCGAUAUGAAUAAAGAAAAAGUUCACCUGGUGUGCUGAAUAAUGUGUAAAUUGGUAAUUACACAAUCUGAAUAUUUGUAUAAUUGUUUGUAUUUUUUCAUAAUGAUUUUGGAAAGGAAUGUGUUUAUUUUUUUGACUUCUGUUCCAGAUGUGUCUUCUGUUGGCCUGACAUUGUGACUGGUCUGGUGGGAUUCUUACCUCUGUAUUGAGCCUCUUCUGUGAUGAAUUCUUUGUAUGCAGUGUUUAGGAAAUACUGUAGGGAACAUGGGGGAGGAGUUGAUAUUAGGAGCAUUUGAUCAAUUUGUAUUUAUUUAUUUUAUCAUUUUGUUAAUAAAUUGUGAAAAGCAA